AUGCUGCAGUUUGAGCGUUCAAUCGCGAUACCGCGAGGAGAUAAUCUGUUCACGUCUUCGAAGAUUUCCCCAAAUGGGGACUUUGUUGCUAUCUGUGACAACGUAACGAUAUAUGUGGUUGAAUUCUCAUCUGGGAAAAUCCAAAGACUACUUACAACCCAUUCUGAGCCAAUUAACGAUAUUUGCUGGUCUCCUGAUAGCCAAUGUGUUGCUAGUGCGUCGGAAGACUUCACAAUUGAGAUCACACACCUCGAAUAUGGGAAGAUACACACUCUUACUGGGCACAUAGCACCAGUAUUGGCAUUAGUUUAUAACUGUAAGGGGAAUCUGCUGUGUUCGUCAUCUAUGGACGAAAGUAUAAAGGAAUGGGACGUGCUGACAGGGACAAUUCUGAAGACAAUGUCAGCACACUCGGACCCAGUGGUUUCUAUAGACAUCCCUCAGUGCGAUCCUACUAUUCUAAGCUCUGGCUCUUACGAUGGUUUAAUCAGAAUAUUUGAUACCAAGACUGGUCACUGUCUAAAGACACUAACAUACGAUAAAGAUUGGAAGACGGACGAUGGUGUGGUCCCUAUUUCACAGGUUAAGUUCAGCAAAAACGGCAAGUUUCUGCUGGUGAGCUCUCUCGAUGGCGUUGUAAAGAUAUGGGACUACUUACGCGGCUGUGUGGUACGAACAUUUAAGCUACAUGACGAACCUCGCAAAUUAAAACAUUCAUGUGGAAUCGACUUCCUAUACCCUGAAGAUUCCCCAGAGCAACUAGUUGUGGUUGGUAAUGAGGAUGGAACAAUUGCAUGCUGGAAUGCACAAUCCAAAAUAUUGGAACAAGAAAUCGAGGGUUACCACCAAGGCGGUCCAGUUCUCUCAAUUAGCUGCUAUAAAUCAACGGUUUGUACUAUGUCGCUUGAUGGCGAGUGUAAUUUAUGGCGGUGGCAUAAGUAG
Molecule: messenger RNA, 942 nt
Organism: Eremothecium sinecaudum
Lineage: Eukaryota; Fungi; Ascomycota; Saccharomycetes; Saccharomycetales; Saccharomycetaceae
Gene: SWD3
Product: Swd3p
Exons: 1
Coding region: 1-942 (313 amino acids)
Cellular component (GO): Set1C/COMPASS complex
Molecular function (GO): histone binding
Source: RefSeq, a predicted model, not a curated record